CAUAGCAACGUUACGCUGCGCCAAAUUUCAGGAGUUUGUGAUCUGCGUUUCAAAGAUGGGAGAUUCACCUCGGGCUGGCUCAUUCAGGAAUAACGGAUCAGAUGGUUCAGGGUCUGGAAAGAAGGUCACGACCCUUGACCCAUUGGGUGAAGAAGAUGGAGGCUCUGAUAGUGAGAGUGAAGAUGAGUUUGCAGCUGCAAAGGCCGCCGCUCAAGCAGAGACAAACAAAUUUGAGAUGCUGUGUGAUGGGGUACUCAACUCCAUUGCACUGGUCCAGGCAGCCUUGGCAGAGUUCCUAAAUCUGAAGGAUGAGCUGCUUCUCCAUGCUCUGCCUCCGUCCUUGAUGGCCAGACUCACCAUGAUAGCUGGAAGACUAUUCAGAAGUACCACCGACCUGUACACACCCACCUCAGAGCUAGUGCGGCUGGUCCGUGUCUACUCUGGUUCCUGGGAAGAGAAGAGUCUGGCCUUGAAGAAGCUUCAUGCUGACUAUGAAAGCAAACAUAAGCAGCUGAAUAUCGCCAUCAGGAGGUUACAGCUGGCUGAUGCACAGGCCAAGCGCAUCGAACAUGAGAAGCGUAUCAUGAACUGGGAGAAACUGUUUGCCAAACUGACGAGCAGCCGUGGCCAUGGACGACGCUGGCGCUUUCUCAUCGACAACUUCAAGCAGAAAGCCAGACUUGGAAUGGAGCAUCUACAUGCCUACAUCGAUGAACUUGACCGAGAAGAGGAUUCAGACAAUGAAGAUGAGGAAGACGGGAAGAAGGAUGAUUCCAUCAGCCACACCUCCGGCAACGAGUUUGACAUCAGCUCGUCUGAUGAGCUGGAGUUCACUGAGGAGGAUUCCGAAGAUGAAGAGGAGGAUGCAAGCACAGCGAGAGCAACAGCGCAGACUGGCCACACCCAGCAAGACAUCGAUAGUGACAUGGUCACACCAGCCAGCAAGAAAGUGAAGUUCCGGAGAAGGUCCAAGCAAGGGUUGAGUGGAGAGGAGGGAGAGAAGGGGACCAAACAAGAAAUAGUCCCACCAGCAACGAUAGUUGAACCACAGACAGUCUAUAUAGAGGUACCGGCACCCAAACCUCCCUCAGCAGACAAGGUUGUCUGGACACAUGAGCCAGAGUAUGACUACACUCUCAACAUCAGACUGUACAAGCCAACUGGACUGGAUCACAAGGAUCUCAAGUGCAGCGUCAACUUCAUGAAGAAGUUCCUGAGGACGGAAGUCUUUGAUGACAAAAAUGGAGGCAGUGGAAAAUCACCCUUGAAGUCAGCACUGAAACCUAAAUCCAUGAUUGGUUCCAAAGGAUCAUCGGCAGCCAGCAGAAAAGAUUCCAGUGCUAAUGGAGGUGACGGGGACAAGACAAAAGCACCCCCAGAUACAAACUUUCAUGACGUUGCCAUUCCCAUUGGCGACCAGCCAAUACGACAUGACACUGAGCUGAAAAAGCAAGGAGAGGAGUUGGGCCAGGAGGCAGCAGAAAAGUCUGACGCAGGCACAGCCACACCAGCAAGCUCUAGCCAAUCACGGCCAGUCUCAUCAGCAGAGGAACCAAUGAGGAUUGCAGUGCAUUCUGGGAUACUGGAAGAUAUGGUUGCCAUGGGAUCAGUUGGUAUGGAGGACCUCCACAGCAUGGAAAUUGAAAUCAUUGAAGAGGCUGACAAGUUGAAGGAUCUUCGGCCUUCCUCUUUCCCUCUCUACCCGAUCAGUACAAGUCACAAGGACCGAGGGAGUGCCCCUGUAUCCUGUGGUAACAUCCCCAUUGCUUUCUACUACACCAGGGUCCAUCGACCAUUCGUACAUGAUAAAGAAACAGAGUCGGAGUCAGUAACUGACAUUGUGCUGGAUCUCACCGGCGUGGACCUGAGGAAGAUGAAGAAAGAAGACUUGUCAAUCAACAAAAGCUACGAGGAGAGAUGUCUGUCAGCUCUGUCGAUCGUUUCCAGUGUGUCCUCGGAAAAACCAGAGAUGGUUCCCAGAGCUGAAGUAGACAUCCUUGUUGAACAGCACAAUCAAGAACUGACCCUUAUACAGGACGAAUAUGAGCAAAGAUUGAAUGAGUUGGCCAGGAACCUUGAGCAGCUUCAGAAUGAACAGCUCAACUCUUUGUUAAAUCCUCAGAAAUCCACUGAUGGUCACCGUCGCAACAUGACCUCACCCCUUGCUGGUUGGACAACCGACAGCAGGAUCACCAAGUCAACAUCCGCUAAAGAGCUCAGAGCGGUCAAGAGUAGAGGUAGGCGACCUGCCAAUCUACCCAACUGGGGCAGUGACUUGCCCAAAGAUUUCUUUGAGCGCCUGAAGUUAUUCUCAGAGGAAAGUGAGAUCAGACGAAGACAGCUGAUCGAGAGAACAAAGAGCGAUAUGGAGGAUCGUAUCGUUAAGCAGCUAGCCGGCCAGUACAGGAUAAAUCUGCAAAAUGAGAGCAACGCUGACGCUAGCAAAGAAGUGUGUCUUCCAGCCAUCUUUAUGCCCACCAAAACAGGUCAACUUUACAAUCCAAGGGCUCAUUCCUACUUCCAUCCGACUGGAUCUUUAGGACAGCUGCGUCUUACCCAACCACCAUCUAUGUUCCAGCUGCCUCCAUUACCAAAUAAAAAUAGGGUGUCAGUGAUCAACCUGUUUGACAUCCGUAAGAACUUUGAGCAGCGUGCGGUUGGAGGGGGCGGAGACUGGUCCCAGAUGAGUGCUCGGAGCAGCCCCACCCAUAUGUCACAGCCCAAUACGCCCCUGCCCUCCAAUAUGGGAGACACUCACGCUAGGUAUACAUCAGAGACAGCCAGACCUCUCACUGAGUGAACCGUUUGACCCUGAGAUGUAAUAGGGAAGCAAGCCUCAGGUUUGUUUUGUCUCAAUGCUGUAUUCAUAAUCACUGGUACAUUCACAAAAUUGAAAUUAUUAUUCUCUGUACAAUAUUUUUAUCAUUCCAUUGGGUACUUCAGCAACAGUGACUGAAGUAUGGUUGUGGGCUGUAGGUUUAUGAUGUACUUCUAGCCAGAGCAGAUAACAUCACACUAGGUACAACCCCAGUUUCCAUAAAUAAAAUACCGAGCAAAUAUAGCAUUUCCCCUAAUAUGUGGUAUUUAAUAACUUUUGCCAUGUUCAGGCUGUAGUUUUAUACUUCCUAUUAGCCAAAGAGUUAAAAAAAAACUGUGAAAAAGAAUCCAGACUUUGUUCUCAAAUUAAGAGUCUCUACUUUAAGUCCUGCUUAAAAGUACUUCCCAUUUAAGCUAUUUGUAUUUUCAACAUCGUGUCAUUAACCUCUGAUGACUUUGAUAAACUUCAAGGUGGUCAAAUUUCACAGCAAAAGUUACAUUGUGUUUCUGGGUUUGGUUUUUUUGGCAGAAUUGCGGAAAAAGGCCACAAUAAAGUCAGACCUAGGGUUUAGUCAAUACAAAGCCACUCCAGAGCAGAGGUGGCAGCAAGUCAUAUUUUGCAAGUCCAAGUCAAGUCACAAGUCAAUUUUUGCAAGUCCAAGUCAAAUCACAAGUCAAAGCAGGUAUUUACAAGUCAAUUCACAAAAAUAGCAACUCGAGUUCAAGUCACAUGACUUGAGUCACCAGCUCUGCUCCAGAGUUAUUUCAAGUUGAUACCAGGAUUAAAGUAACAGGGAUUUCACAGUGAAAGGGGAAUGCCUUUGUGAUCAUCAUUCUGAACCAAACUGAGUGGCAUGACACAGUCGAUCAAAAGAAAUUGCAUUGUGUAAAGUAAGGAUCUAAAAGUCUCAUGUGGAUAAAUUUUAUUUAUACAGCGGUUUCAUACACAGUAAACAUUUACGCCAGCAAACUUUGGACAAGCAAGCGUUUGGACCACCUCUAGGCUAAACCAAAAAAAAAAAAAACCACACCCACCAAGCGCAGUACAGUAAUAGAGUGUAGCUAUAUGACAGCCUAUGACAACAAUAUUGACAGAGAAGGAAGACUGAAUAUUCAAAUUUAUGUAAAGAAGUUUUAGCAUUGUGAAUGGGGAUCAGAUAACACAUCGCCAACUUGUAGAGGUGUGGAGCAUAUGCACUGUACCUUCCCAAUAAUUCUAUUUUGUUAUCUAAAUUGGUUGCAUUUAAGAGGAGUGUAUUUUUGUAUAUUUGUAUUAUAGUUUUCAUUAGGAAACAACUGAAGAAAAUGUCAGUUUUUGUGAUGGAAAAUGUGUUUUAUCCGCUUCAGUAUAUAAAAGGGUGGGGUCAUCUUUCCUUUUUUAAAAUUAAGUGUAAUGUAGGGGAUCUCCCUUAUCAUCCCCAGGCAUUAUCAUAUUUGUUCACCCCUAGUCAUUGAUCACUUGAAACUGAUCAAGUCAUUGCGGUGAUCCUGGUUUGAUUGGAUCCAUGGUGGGAAAAAUAAAACACCUGCCUCUCUGUGAUAUCAGGAGAUAGAAAUUGUGGCGGAAAAAGCCCCCCCCCCGUCUCCGUUACAAUUUAUAGAUGUUCUUUAUGUCCUAGGUGUGCGUUGGUGCAAAGUCAGUGUUAUUGAGACCCCUGAGGACUAUCAGAAAAUCUAUACGAAGACUUCAAUUCUGAACUUUAACUUACAUAAAUACCAUAGAGGAAGGACACAGAGGAAUUUUGAACUGUCCGGGCUGUAACAUCUGGCCAAUUACCGCUUUCUGGCAUGCCUGGCAUGUCCAUAGCCAGAGCGCAGCGGACGCUUGCUACGCACCAUCUGUUUCACACCCACGAAAUCCCUUUGUACCCUGUGAUCGCCGCCGCAAUUUGUGGAUGGUAAUCUGCAUCCUUAAAACUUCGUGUACUGAGGUAUAGGAAAUUGAAUAUUCAUGCAAUUUGUUGGCGCUUGGUAUAAUCUCAUGACAACAUCAAAUUUAAUGCUUGCGCAGUUGGUUGCAUUAUGCUGUGUGCCCUAAAUCUAUAUGUGCAGU
Molecule: messenger RNA, 4870 nt
Organism: Acanthaster planci (crown-of-thorns starfish)
Lineage: Eukaryota; Metazoa; Echinodermata; Asteroidea; Valvatida; Acanthasteridae
Source: RefSeq, a predicted model, not a curated record